Molecule: messenger RNA, 2295 nt
Organism: Malassezia globosa CBS 7966
Lineage: Eukaryota; Fungi; Basidiomycota; Malasseziomycetes; Malasseziales; Malasseziaceae
Exons: 1
Coding region: 1-2295 (764 amino acids)
Source: RefSeq, a predicted model, not a curated record
AUGGGUGCAUCGUCAGGUCUUGGGGUGGCGCCCGAACGCGAGUCAGGCCAUGGCGAAGAAGUUGAGUCUGAGCCACUUCCACAGCCCGAGCCAGAAAGGGAUUUAUCGUCUUCUUAUGGGAAUGGUUCGGAUGAGGGUGCCAGACUGAAACAGAAUUUCGACAAACCCCGGGCAUUCGUACCAGACACCGUUAUCAGGGACAUUGAUCUCGGAACGGAACUCGAGCACGAGCAUGAGUCUCAUCCUGAAGUUCAACUUCAGUCAGCAUCUAUGCCUAUACUUGAACCACAACAUCCCUUUGAUGAAAGACUUGAAGCUCCCCGGGAGUCCUACGACCGAUCUGACACUUCGUCUGAGCCGGAUCGCUCAAUGCGAGGACAUGGCUCCUUGAUGCAUCGCUCUCUUUCCCUUCAAGGUCCCCUGAACCCCAGUUUAUCGCACAUGUCUAACGGCCAAACGAAUUUAAAGAUCUCACCAUCGAAGGAGCCUGCUCUGUACGAGACCGUCACCGUUAAGAAUGAAAACACGUCGGCUGAAACCCCACUCUAUGUUGGUCCAGUGAAGAAAGAAGCGAUGUCCGAACAUCCAGAAAAACAGCUGUAUGAAUCAGAUGCUGAUUUCGAUGAUGACGACAUCCAGGAUUACGCCUUGGAAGAAACCCUUGAUGCUAUGGAUGCCUGGGAAAAUGAAUUACGGAUCGAUACUGGCAAGAUGGCUGAAGGAUCAAAUCGAGAUUCAAGUCCCUCAGGUCAUAUAACAACCGAAACUUCGCCUUCGGUGAAUGUCGAAGCCAUCGAUACGGUUAGUCCAGAACGUUCACGAGAGAUUACGCCUUCAGAGCAUACCCGUGACGUAAUUGAUCAAACACAUUCGCCUAUAUCGAAUGAAAUUUCCCUAGAUGGAGCUCGUGCACGUCGUUCACUCUCGCCGGAAAAAAUUUCAACAGGGUUGCUAAGUCCUAUGGCUUCCAAGCCUUCCAAUGCCGCAACACGUGUCUCUUCUGCGCUGCCAGAAAGAGUAGCACUUGUUCCAGUUUCUAGCGUCGAAGAUGAUACCCAGCAAACCGUGGAAACGGGUGCUUCCCGCACUUGUAUCCAUGAUCAUGACCAUGAGCAUGACAAUUUGACUGUUUGGUCUUUACCAUUGCAAGCACCUGCGCCCUCAACUGAUCAAGACUUGUCUCUCAGUGAUCUCAGUGCAAGUCUCUCUGCAUCGUCCCAUUCUCGAGCAAUGAUGCUUUCACGCCCUUGCCCAACGUCAUGUGUGGAAAUAUCAAGUCUAGACCCGGUAGCCGCCGCAAGAGCUGCAGCCAUUCUUAAAGUUCAUCAUAAGUACGUUCAAGAGGGAUGGUUGGGCGAAUCAGAAAGUACAAUCGCGUCGACAUCGGAGAACGAAACCAUGAGCCUUCCAGCAAUACUUCAUGCUGCUGAACGUGCCCUUCGACACCGACCGCAUGUCCCAUUCGUACCAAAGUCUCGUGCACUAGGAGCUUCGACACCACAUGCCACAUAUCCUGCACCGGAGCUCGCCUCGCAUGCAUUGCGACCACAGGCACAAGCAGGUCACUGGUCCGAGCAUGCAUGGAUUGAACUUGACCGUCACAUGCGUGCUCACAUAUCGCAGGACGCCGAUAAUUUGUCGUCGGCAGUGCUGAGUGUGGACGUGGACCAGGUCAUCCUCCAAUUUUUGGACGCUCAGGGACUCGAGCCGGACGAUCUCCAUGGCGAUUGGAAACUGACACGUUUAUACGCGCGAGUGCCUGCAUUACAAGCUCGUUACCUGCGCGAACUCGAGCAGGACAUGACAGAGCAAAUGCAAGAAAAGUCAUUCCAGCUUCUCAGUGAAUCGCGUAAACGGCCUCAUGACGUUUCGUUCGGCCCUGCUUAUGUUCACGGCGCCCACAGCACGCCUCUCUCAGCUCGGCCAUCCUCCACGAAGUUUUUAGCACAAGAAUCAUCUGUGAUGUCUCAGUCCAAUGCAGGUGCGGACGAUACCGAUGCUUUGACUGAGGCAGGUCCACCACCUAAGCGUUUGCGUUCUACAGUAACACCGGCUUCCGGUGUUGUGUCGAAAUUAUGGACAUGGAUGACUGGUCCAUCACAGCCCCGAACACCGGCGCUUUUUUCGAAUCAUCGCCGUCGCAAAAUGUCAUCUGUAUCGCGAAUCCCACGACCUGUGCCGCGCACACGAGCACCGGCGCCUAGGCCACAACUUAAUACGGCUCGCAAUGAAUCGCGCGGAGACAAGUCAGGAGCUAUGUAUCCGUCACUGGAUCAGCUUGAUGAAGCUGUAUGA